UGCACUAAUAAAUAAUUAAAAAAAAAACGGUUUGGCAAACAAAAUGACAGGAAUUCUGAUCUGUCAGAUUUGAACAUUUUGGACUAUGGAUAUUCCUCACGUAAAAUUACGCUACGGAUCUUACGAGUACAAUGGAAUCAUCAGACAUAGGCCACAUCAUUUGAUCGGCGUCAUUCGGUGUUUAACGAAUCUUGGUUUUGAAAUCGAAAUCGUCCCAUCAAUUCACAGAAACAGGUUAGUUGUGGAAAUAUUGGGACGUACAGUUUUUCAAUGUAAUCAAUUGAACCUGCCAUUCAAUAUGGAAUGUGAUGAUACAGUUUCCAGAAGAGUGAUUGAUGUGAUUCGAGAAGCUUCACGACGAAUGUACUCGUAUGGUAAUGUUCCGAAAUUCACGCCAAGAUCACGAGGAAUGAGAGCUUUACAAGAAGCUGCCGAUGCGCAAGACACUGGAGAUCACUUUGAUGAUGAUACCUUGAUGUACGUUAUUCCACGACCUAUUGAUCCAAGGGAGGAGUUUGCCAAGUACUCUUUUCCAUAUACACAUUUAGCAUAGGCAUCGAUCAAUAAAC
This is a messenger RNA of Photinus pyralis (common eastern firefly), 569 nucleotides long. RefSeq lists its product as uncharacterized. The record is from RefSeq and is a predicted model, not a curated record. The transcript has 2 exons. NCBI's taxonomy places the organism in Eukaryota, Metazoa, Arthropoda, Insecta, Coleoptera, Lampyridae. The coding region runs from base 86 to 553 and encodes 155 amino acids.